CCCCUCCAAAGGAGCCAGUGCUGAUGUGCCGGUCCAACAACUACCCGAAGGGUUUCUACUGCAGCUGGCACCUGCCCACUCCCACCUACAUCCCCAACUCCUUCAACAUCUCUGUCAUACACGGCACGAGAGAGAUGGUCUGCGAGAAGGAUGUCUUUCCCAAAAACAGGUGUCACAUCAGAUACCUCCAGCUCUUCUCAACAGUGAAGUACAAGGUGACUCUGACAGUCACGAAUGCUCUGGGCAAAAGCUCCACCACUCUCACCUUUGAUGAGUUCACCAUAGUAAAGCCGGACCCUCCGGAGAGCGUGGUGGCCAAACCCGUGCCCAACAACCCUCGGAGGCUGGAGGUGUCAUGGCAAAACCCCUCAUCCUGGCCUGAUCCUGAGUCUUUCCCACUGAAGUUCUUCCUGCGGUAUCGGCCCCUCAUUCUGGACCAGUGGCAACACGUAAGCGAUGCUGAGCUGGCUGGGACGGGAGGGA
This is a messenger RNA of Antrostomus carolinensis (chuck-will's-widow), 483 nucleotides long. RefSeq names its product ciliary neurotrophic factor receptor subunit alpha. Gene Ontology annotation, cellular component: ciliary neurotrophic factor receptor complex; membrane; external side of plasma membrane. The transcript has 3 exons. The annotation marks the transcript as partial. Gene Ontology annotation, biological process: ciliary neurotrophic factor-mediated signaling pathway; positive regulation of cell population proliferation. NCBI's taxonomy places the organism in Eukaryota, Metazoa, Chordata, Aves, Caprimulgiformes, Caprimulgidae. Gene Ontology annotation, molecular function: interleukin-11 receptor activity; interleukin-11 binding; ciliary neurotrophic factor receptor activity. The record is from RefSeq and is a predicted model, not a curated record.